Messenger RNA from Miscanthus lutarioriparius, 2370 nucleotides. The record is from the annotation of a GenBank genome assembly. NCBI's taxonomy places the organism in Eukaryota, Viridiplantae, Streptophyta, Magnoliopsida, Poales, Poaceae.
AUGGAGACGCGCGGCAAGCGGCUCCUCCCCGUUCUACUGCUCCUCAUCGCCGCGGCGGCGGCUCCGUCCGCCAUGUCCCGUGACGAGAGAGAGGUGGUGGAGGUGUCCGGUGCGCCGGACGGGGUUGUGUGGGUGGCCCAGCUCUCGGAUCUCCACUUCAGCGUGCACCACCCGGAGCGCGCCUACGACUUCCGGCGGUACGUCGGCCCGGCGCUGGCCAUGGUCAACCCCGACCUCGUGCUGAUCACAGGAGACCUUACUGAUGGGAAAAGCAAAGAUCUGUUAACAAUGAAACAAAACAAGGUCGAAUGGGUAGAAUAUGAACGUACAAUGAAGGAAAUCAUUGAAAGUAGCAAGCUUCCAAGAAGGAUUUUCUAUGAUCUGAGAGGAAAUCAUGAUAGCUUUGGUGUGCCGGCAUCUGGUGACGACUAUGACUUUUAUAAUAAGUAUAGCAUCAACGCCAAGUUAAGACGGCAGGGGCGUGUCCAAAGCAUUACUUUGGAGAAUAGUGGUCGGAAGCAUCUGUUUGUUGGUUUUGAUAGCACAAUGGAGAUUGGUCUUAGAGGUCCAACCAAUCUAUUUGGACAUCCAACUGACAAGCAGGUGAUUGAAUUGGAUCAAGCGUUAUCACAGUGGGAUACUGACUUUGACAAGAUUCCAGUGACAAAAAUUGCAUUUGGGCACUUCCCGUUGUCUUUCUCAGCAUUAACAGAGUCAGGAAAAAGUAUCAAGGAUGUUUUUCUAAAGCAAUCAUUGGCAGCAUACUUGUGUGGGCAUCUUCAUACAAGGUUCGGGAAGAACUUGAAACGAUACUACCAUCGGGCAGUCCAGGAACCAUCAUUUUCAGAGCAUUACUACCAACUUAACAUGCACCAAGGAGAUGCAAUCCAGAGUAAUAUGAAAAACUGUUCUGAAGAAGCAGCUCAUAUUGAAGAGUUCUGGGAAUGGGAGAUGGGUGAUUGGAGAAAGAGCAGAAGCAUGAGGAUACUAGCAGUUGAUGAUGGCUAUGUCUCCUAUACUGAUAUAGAUUUCAGAUUAGGCUCAAAGAGCAUAAUAAUACUACCUACCUUUCCCCUUGAUUCAAGAUUCAUGCAGAGAGCCUCUGCUUUUCGUGAUUUCAAAUGUCAUGUCAUGGGGGCAUCGUCUUUUGAUACUGUGAGAGCUCUUGUAUUCUCUAAACAUGAGAUGGUAUCUGUUUCUGUAAAAAUAUAUGACUCAAGACCAGGAAUUCUUGAAGUAGUCUUUGACUCUGAAAUGAAAAGGGUGGAUUCCAAUGAAACUCGAGGAAAUAUGUAUUUGAUACCAUGGAACUGGAGGGCAUUUGAAGAUUCCUCUCCCAGCCGAUAUUGGCUCCAAAUUGAAGUGAUGGAUAUAACAGGUGACACAAGUGUCAGCCAGUUGAGGCCAUUCUCUGUUAACGGCUUGUCGGCAAGAGUGAACUGGACAUGGAAAGAGUUUUUUGUGAUUGGUAUUCAGUGGGCUUCAAUAUAUCAUCCUGCACUGUGGUGUGCCUUUUCUCUAAUUUUUUCGUUGCUUCUUGUACCACAAGUUUUAGCGGUGGUAUUCAAAGAUCAGUUCACAUAUAAAUCUCUAUGCACAUAUGGUAGUCAGAGGACACUGUUGAAGUCUCUAGUUGGAGAUUUCAUCUGUUCUUUUGUUGAACUCGCCAGGGUGAUUCUUGUAUGGUUAUUGCUCCUGUUAUACGCUAUCUAUUUAGUUUUUAUACCUUGGUUAUUUGGUCACCCUAUCACUGAAGAUGGUAGCUUGACAUACAUGACAUAUAAAGGUUGGAUUCUAAAAGGGCCCAAUAGUAGCAACGAAGUAGUCCAUGCUGGGAUUCCAGAUGUCAUGGUCAUUGUUCUACCCCACCUUUGUUUCGUGUUACUACCCACUAUUGUGAUUUUAGCUGCCAUGUCUGCUGAGAGAGCAGCAUAUCGAGAGCAUUAUCUUUCUCGAUCAGGAAAGAAGAAAGAUGAUUACUACCAAAAGAGCAGGAGACAGAUAGAACAUGAAAACUUUUGGAAUGGUCGCUGGAUUAGGAAAUUUCUGUGUGUUCUUUGCGUGGUGGUUCUAUGGAAACAUUGGAAGCUGUUCAGGAGUUCUGAAGGUAUGCUGCACUGGACUGUUCCACAAAUGGUCCUUCAAGCUGUGAAGACUGAAUUGAAGACUAAUUCACAACUGAAGCAACUGAGGAUGGUGGUGCGAGAAUGCAGAGCAGGGGCGAUUGAAAUGCUGCAGGCUAAGGGGCCACCAAGAAUAUGCUCCGCUGAAAUCUUUUUCCCUCUUAUGGCCUUGGGCCACCAUGACUAUAGUGUUUUCUCUGAAUGUUCUAUUUCAAUUUCAAAGUUUAGUCAAGCAGACGUUAGGUAA